AUGCGUGUCGAAGACUUCAUCAGUGAGUACGGUAACUGGAGGGCUAAGUUGAGGGGGAUCAGCAAGAUUCGGUGUCAACUUGCGGAACAGCUGCGAUGUCUGGAAGCAAGGACUGAAACUCAGACUGCAAUUCUCUCUGAAUUGGGUGACUAUUACCGACGAAGAGCAGAAAUAGAUAGCGAGUAUGGCAGGCAACUGGAAAAACUUGCAAAAAGUACGAUGCAAAGGCAUAAAAAUGAGAAAAGCAAAAGAGAAUCAUGGCCUUUGCAUUCAAGCUGUGCACUUUGGCAACAACUUGUGGAUUCCACUAAGGAAGAGGCUCGUGAAAAGAGAGCUCUUGCUGAACUCUAUUCUUCACACUUUACUACACUUAUAGCUCGAAGAUCGGAUGAUCUGCUAAGGAUUUCGCGAAAGUGCAGAGAAAUUGGUAUUCUUGCACACGGCGAGAUAACCAGAGUACUGAACGAAUUACACACUGCUAUGAAGACAUAUCAGUUGUGUUUUGCCCAGUGUUCUGCAGUUGAGUCGAAAUAUCGUCAAGCGGAAGCUAACAAAUCGAAGUAUGAGGAGGAGAACCCCUCUAAGCGUGGAUCAGCCAGAAGGCAUCGUGUUUUAGUCAAAUUAGUGGAGAAGAGACUUGAGAAAUACAAAAUUGUUAAAGUUAAAUGCCUGAAAGCUCGUAACGAAUAUUUAUUAUGUGUUGGAGCUGCGAAUGCUGCUUUACACAAAUAUUUUGCUGAUGAUCUUUCAGAUCUCAUUGACUGUGCUGACCUUGGAAUGCAACAAUGGGAGAGGGCGUUAAUAUCGUGCGCGAUUUCUGCUCGCAAAUCCAUUUGCCAGCGUGAAAUGGAUUCACUUGCAGAACUUUGUGAUUUCAAAGACUCUUUAGACACAAAGGCUGAUAAACAAAGGUUUUUUGAAGCUAAUUAUACCACCUUUAUGCUACCGAGAAGAUUUGAAUUCAGAGGACAAGUGGGUGAUGCUAUCAGUGUAGUUAGCGCGGAGGAAGGUGUAGCUGAAGAAUUACAACAGCGUCACGUUCAAAUUGACAGGAGACUGGGUAAUGUAAGGCAAGAGUCAGAGGAGAUCUGGAAAACGUUGGAAUCAACUGAGCGAGCUGUUGUAGAGAAACAUUUAGAUAGCAUCCCUAAUAUCAAGUCAAUUACGGCGCUUAUAGGAACGCUGAAAUCUAAUGCAUCAGACAAUACCAGUGAUACUUUGAAAGGCAAACACGAUUUGAAUGAGCUGUACGAUUACUAUUUAGCUAAAUUUAGUCACUACUUAUUGAAUAGUAAUCUGAUUGAACGUUUGGAGGCUCGUUCAAACGGCAUUCUUAAUGCCCUGAAUGAAUUUUCAACAAAAAAUUCUUCCGAGGGAGGAGCGGAUGUUGGUUCAAAUGCAGACACUCCAACUCCAUCUAGCAUGGACAGUGAAAACAUUAAUUUACGUGUACGUAAAAAGAAACGAAUUGGUAGUGGAACUGCCUCAUGUGAGGUUGUUCGUCGACCACGCUUGUUUGGAGGCAGUCUUGAUGAAUACGUUGAGGCUACUUCAGAAGCAAUUCCUUUAUUGAUAACGUCUUCAAUAAGAGUCCUCUCACAAUUUGCUUUACAUCACCAGGGUAUAUUUCGUAUUUCCGGAUCGCAGAUUGAAAUUAAUGCGUUCAAGGAAGCAUUUGAAAAAGGGGAGGAUCCUCUACGUGAUGUUGUUGAUGCUAGCGAUGUUAAUUCUGUUGCCGGUGUCUUGAAGCUUUAUCUUCGAGAACUUCGCGAACCACUCUUUCCCAUAUUCUUGUUUGAUCAACUCACAAAGUGUGCGGAAUGUCCGACAGCUGAGGGUUUUAUUCAGCAGAUAGUUCCUCUCCUACAGAAACUAUCGCAGCCUACCUUGUUGGUUCUUCGAUAUCUUUUUGCGUUUUUAAAUCACCUAAGCGAAUUUAGUGAUGAAAAUAUGAUGGAUCCAUAUAAUUUAGCAAUUUGUUUCGGUCCUACUUUAUUACCGAUCCCUGAAGGAAAAGACCAGGUUUUCUACCACAACUUCGUUAAUGAACUGGUAAAAAAUUUGAUUUUAUAUCACGAUCAAGUUUUUCCACAAAAUCUGCCGGGUCCUCGUUAUGAAAAGUAUUUGGUCGAGACGGAUCACGCCUUGUUUAUUGAUGAACCGGACGAGGCUUUGAGCGGUGAUGAAGAAGGACCCUCAGCCACUUUGUCGAAAAGCGUUAUUGAGGAGCCGUCAUCACCUGUUAAUGAUAUCUCGCAAACGUCUGGGUCAUGCAGUAGCCGUGCAUGUAGUGAAAUGAAGUGUGUUUCUUCAAGUGGUGAUGCGUCACCGCCAGAAACUCCUUGUAGCGACGACACACCGAUGGCGUCCACAUCUUAUUUGUACUCUUCUAUAAUCCAUUACAAACCUGAUCUCAAGGACACGCAACCUGCAACUGAUCUUUCGCCAACGCAACCACAGCCUGUUUCUCAAAGGGCUUCAUCGCUCUGCUCAACAUCGAGUUCAACGCGAUCUGCACGUUCUACUGGCUAUUUUGAGUCUGCGUACUUGUUUCGACGGUAUGGCUCUGAAGACUGUAAUUCUCCAGAUAGUGCGGAACGGACUUAUUCAGUAGCUAAUUCAAAUUCAGCUCAAAUUUGGUCUCGUCGUGCUGCCGGAGCUAGCUCGUUGCGGGAACAACUGCAUCAUACAAGGAAUAAGGCAUUGCGCGAUUCAGCUGAGGAGAAACGGUAAAAUUGUAAUGCGUGUCUGGUCUCAUCUUUGGCAACGAAAAGGGCGGAAGCAGAGGUAACAGCUAAAGUCGUGAAAGAAGGUGAGGCAGAAACGACAAAUAAUUCACUAAAUUGUGUGACUCAAGGAAUUCCUCGUAAAGAGAAUUACUCUUUGUGUGACCGUCUAGCAAUGCAGAGCUCACUGAGCCCAGAAGUUCAAAACGAACUUAAAUUGAGACUCGGUGGCCAUGAUCUUUCGGGAAGUGCGGGACAAUGCGUGGAACCAGAUCUAGUUCGAUCUCUGCCGCAUGAUGGAACUCAUUUAACUUCUGUUACCAAUACACAUUCUGGAUAA
Molecule: messenger RNA, 3066 nt
Organism: Enterobius vermicularis (human pinworm)
Lineage: Eukaryota; Metazoa; Nematoda; Chromadorea; Rhabditida; Oxyuridae
Source: the annotation of a GenBank genome assembly